Drosophila obscura is the source of this 4184-nucleotide messenger RNA. RefSeq names its product tyrosine-protein kinase Abl (gene Csk). Gene Ontology annotation, biological process: protein phosphorylation. Lineage: Eukaryota; Metazoa; Arthropoda; Insecta; Diptera; Drosophilidae. Bases 433 to 3741 code for a protein of 1102 amino acids. The transcript is spliced from 10 exons. The record is from RefSeq and is a predicted model, not a curated record. Gene Ontology annotation, molecular function: protein tyrosine kinase activity; ATP binding.
CGAGCGAAAGAAAUCUCUCAAGUCACGCAUGCGCAGACUCUCCCGACACUCGUCUCUCCCCCAGGCGCAUCGCCUCGUAUAUGUUUGUGUGUGUCCCAGUGUGUGUGUGUGUGGUCAAUAAUCAACUGCAAUCCGCUUUUUGCAAUACAUAAUAACAAUUAAUUAAUUUGCGGCGGUAUGCAAAGCGGCGUGAUAAUUGAUUCAGCUAUCGGCUGAGGCUUAAAGCUCAAAUGUGCAAACAAAAAAAUAAAUAAAAGUGCAACAAAAGGUGGCAGAAGCGCUCGCGCGUGUGUGAUGUAACCCCCUCGCCCGUUAAUCGGUUAACAAAGCAAAAUCGUUCGCUCUCCAAAUGACUCCAAAUGUUGCGCCACCACAAGCAGAUACCCAAGAAAAGUAAAACCAAAUGAAGGCUUCCACAUCCAUGGAAGGAACAUGGUGACAACAAUUAAGAUAACCUGCGAUGGGAUCUUCAUUCAAUCCGCAUCGAAUACAGAUCUCAUGCCCACGGCAGCGGCAGCAGCAGGAACAGAAACAGGACCCAGACCAAGGGGAGAAUCAUCAUCACCAAGACUACGAGCAGCUGCUGCUGGAUCCCUUGGAUCGGAUCACAAUCUAAACGAAAGCGACAAUUCGCAGACGAGCAGCGGCAGCCAGAGCGCCUCCAGCCACAGCAGGCGAACCCAUCGAUCGGCAGGCGGAACGGGAGGGCGCCAGGAUCCACGCAGACGUUACUAUUUCGGAAGCAAGGACAUCUACUGGUGCAAGCAGAGCCUGGUGCCUGGCGGGGGCGGACUGACGCGCAGUUCGAGCAGCGUCACCCACAAGGAAUCGAAGUCCACGAACGGCACCCUUUCGGGCGGCCAGGUGAUAGCCAAGGCACGCCGCAAGCCGAUCCUCCUCUGCAGCAGCCUCAGCGCCGCCUAUGCACCGCCGCGCCGCAAGGAGUUUUACUUUUGCGACAAGUAUGCGCCCACGAGCGGCGGAAGAGGCGCAACCGGAACCCACACCAAGAGUACAGCAACAGCCGUGCCCCAAGCUACAGCUGCAGCUGCAGCAACAGCCCCAACGCCCCAGCCCAUCGAUGCCCGUUUGCUGAACUUCCUGCGGAGCGCCCAUCGAAAGUUCCAGGCGGCCAAAAGCAGAACGGAGCACCAGCAGCAGCAGCAGCAGAGCAGCAGCAGCCACACCAAAGAGAGAUCUUCAGAGAGAGCCAGAGGAAGGGGCCAGUCCCAGUCCCAGACGCAGACGCAGACCCAUCGCUCCCUUCCGCCCAUCGUGAGGACCGAUGAUUGGUUCGACGAGGACGAAGCCGUAGAGAAGGAGAACUGCAGAGAGGGAAAGCCGCAUCAGAGGAAAUCCAAGGGGCAGCCAACGAUCCAGCACUCGAGGACGUCGUCUUCCAGCGAGGGCCAGGACCUCAUCACAGUUGAGAUCAAGCAAGGACAUUUGAGGAAGCAUUCAAAGGCCAAAGAUACCGUAGAUACAGCAGCAGCAACAACUGGAACGCCAACGCCACAAGCAGCGUCAACGGCUAUGAACAGUCACGCGACCGCCACACAGAACGGACAAACAACGGUCGUCGGACACCAUCGCGGAUUCUCGCAGCCAUCGGUGACGGUGGCCGCCGCAGCAACGGCCACGGGCAGCACAUCGGGGGAUCCAUGGUUCCUGCAGACAACCGGGCACCAGAUGCCGCCCACAGCACCGCUGCGUCACAACAAGCGGCCGGCGCCACAGCCGAAUGCAGUUGCAGGCGGCGGUACAGCAGGCACGGCCGUCGGCGCUGUGCUGCUCCACCAGCAGCAGCUGAGCCAAUCGCAGCCGCACAUUGUGCCGCCAAGCAUACCGCCCCACCAUCAUCAUCAUCGCGAGAACAAUGUGCAUCCCAGCCAGGCCGGAGCAGCGGUCGCCUUGCAUUUGUCAUCGCAUGCGCUUAAUAGUCAUAAUUUAAUCAGCAGCAGCAGCAACAGCAGCGCCAGCAAUCACCAAUCGCCCAAAUCCCCCAGCCAGACACAGCAGCAGCUCCAGACGACGCAACAGCAACAGCAGCAGCAGCAGCCACAUAGUAUACUUUCCACAUUUGCUCCUGUGGCUGCCACACAACCGCCUGUCCAGCAGCAGCAACAGCAGCCAGCUGGCGCGGGGAUAACCGCCGCAGCCGUGGCCGCUGUUGCCCAGCAACAGCAGCAGCAGCAUCUCCAGCUGCUGGCCAACUGUGCUGCCGCGUCGUCCGGCGGCAAUCUGAUGUCCUCCUCGAUGAAUGCCGCACAGAUGGCGGCACUGCAUGCCGCCGAGCGGGCGCUGCCACCAAAGAGCCUUGCGCUGAGUGGAAGCCAACACGGCAGCAGCAUGCUGCUGCACACUGUGGCACCUGCCGCGGGCACACAAGUACCACCACUGCCAUCAGCUGGUUCGAGUGGCCAGCAGACGGCGGGCAUGUCCACUUCCCUGCACAGCUUCGACAUCAACGGGGCAGGAGCGGGCUGCGGCGGAGUGGGCGUGAAUGUGAAUGCGGCAAGCUCGUGGUCGAGCGGCUCCACCACAGCCAUGAACCAUGCAGCCUCCCUGUCGCCCACAGCGCUGGCACCGCAGCAGCUGCGAAAGUGCGAGGUGAAGCUGAAUGCCAUGCCUUGGUUCCAUGGCAGCAUAACGCGCGACGAGGCGGAGCAUCUGCUGCAGCCGCGCGAGGAUGGCCUCUUUCUGGUGCGCGAGUCCACAAACUUUCCGGGCGACUACACGCUCUGUGUCUGCUUUCAGUCGAAGGUGGAGCACUAUCGCGUCAAGUAUCUGGAGAAUAAGCUAACAAUCGAUGACGAGGAGUACUUUGAGAAUCUGGGACAGCUCGUGGCGCACUAUGAAGCGGAUGCGGAUGGCCUGUGCACACAGCUAAUCAAAUGCCUGCCAAAGCUGGGGAAGCAAGAGUUUUGCAUCAAUUCCAAGGAUUUCGUGGACAAGGGCUGGGUCAUACCCGAAGCGGAGCUCCAGCUGCGCGAGAGCAUUGGCAAGGGCGAGUUCGGGGAUGUGCUGCUGGGCAUUCUGCGCAACGAGAAGGUGGCCGUCAAGAUGCUCAAGGACGAGGGCGCCGUGCAAAAGUUUCUGGCAGAGGCAUCCGUCAUGACCACCCUGGAGCACGAUAACCUGGUGAAGUUUAUCGGCCUGGUGUUCACCAGCAAGCAUCUGUAUCUGGUUACGGAGUACAUGAGCAAGGGAUCACUGGUUGAUUACCUACGUUCGCGCGGACGACAGCACAUAACCAAAAAGGAUCAAAUUAUAUUUGCCUUCGACACUGCCUCUGGCAUGGAGUAUCUGGAAGCCAAAAAGGUUGUGCAUCGCGAUCUGGCUGCACGCAAUGUCCUCAUAUCCGAGGACUGUGUGGCCAAGGUAUCCGAUUUCGGUUUGGCACGCGAGGAAUGCUACAAUCUCGAUGUUGGCAAGCUGCCCAUCAAAUGGACAGCACCCGAGGCGCUCAAGAAUGGGCGCUUCUCCAACAAAUCGGACAUGUGGAGCUUUGGCAUACUGCUAUGGGAAAUCUACUCCUUUGGGCGUGUGCCUUAUCCCAGAAUUCCCCUGGCCGAUGUGGUCAAGCACGUGGAAGUGGGCUACAAAAUGGAGGCGCCCGAGGGCUGUCCACCCGAAAUCUAUGAGAUGAUGCGCCAGGCCUGGGAUCUGAAUCCGGCCAAGCGACCCACAUUCGCGGAGCUGAAAGUGAAGCUGCAGCUGCUGAACAAUGCCACAGCGUGAGGAGAUACAGAUACGCCGUUUCCACACAAAAAAAAGCGAACUACAAGCAGCACUAAAAGCGGUAGGGGCUGCGCACCCGCACCCAGGGAGCACACAGCCCGGGCCCUACGAUCCGGUGGAACACUGGACCCUGGACACUGGACAUGACACUGAACGCAACAAUUUUUCGUACGAUUAUAUACAUAAAUGGAAUAUAUAUAUAUGUGUAUAUAUAUACAUAUAUGUGUAACAACUAAUUUACCACAAAAUUUAUUUACAUAUAUAAUUUAUGGCGUAAGUUUUGUAAGCGUAAACGUAGGCCUAAGCGAAAGAGGAAGUAGAAGAAGAAGGAGAACCCAAACACACACACAAUCAAACAAUCAUCCAGAAUGUUAGUGAGAGUCCCCAGGCCGCAAGCCCCAAGCCCCCCACAGCUUCCGACAUAUACAAUACAACGUUGUACG